AUGGAAAACCCGCAGUCCGACCUCUACACCUCCAUCCUGCUCGUCAACAACAUCCACUGCCCCUCAUGUGUCUCCUAUGCCGAAGACAUCCUACGCUCCUUGAGCGACAUUGUUCAAGUCACCAUCUCCAUCCUCAGUCAAGAAAUCCGACUGUACCAUCGUCGCGCAAAAACUGCCCAUGCAGCAAUUCAAGAGCUUGAAAAGGGGGCGUUUGAGAUUCAACACAUCAAAACGUUCGAUGGCGAGGGUAGGACUAUCUGUGACCGCGAAACUGCUGGAACACGGUUCAAGCAAUCGCUAUUUUAUAGCUGGCCUCUGUUUGGGUCCAAGACUCAGCGGAAGCACAUCGAGAACUGCAAUGCAUGUCGCGCCGAGACAGCCAAUCAAAGCAUGAAAUCAAAUGUGUGGGCAGCAUCUAGAAUAAAAGGGCUACUGGCUGAUGUGGAGAAGCAAGCCCUUUCGAAAGCACUUGUAGAUGGAGCUGCGUCUAUAGGAGUGAGCGAUCUGAACAACGUCGAUGCUGAACAGUCACAUGGACAAGAAAUUGCUGAGUAUGUUGUGUCCCUGAGUAUUGAAGGUAUGACCUGCGCAUCCUGCAGUGGGUCCAUCACCAAUAAACUGGAAGCCUUGGAUUUCGUUACGGAUGUCAACAUCAAUCUAUUGACCAACUCAGGCAAAACAACCUAUCAUGGGCCCAAGGAGAACAGUGACAAGAUCGUCAGCUGCAUUCAAGAUGCUGGGUACGAAACGUCAGUCAAUGAGAUCAAGCCACAUGGCAUGGCAAGCAGCUCCAGACUUGUACCAUACAAGUUCGUAGCCUCUCUCAGCCUGGAGGGCAUGACCUGUGGAUCAUGUGUAGGCACAAUCACCGAGGGCCUUCAAGCACUAUCCUUCGUACAUGAAACCAGCAUUGAUUUGGUCGGUAACAGUGGAAAAAUCACUUUCGAAGGGAGGCAGAAUAUCGACAAAAUUUUGCAAAAGAUCGAUGAUCUUGGUUAUGAUGCUGCUGUGGUCGAGCUGAAAGCGUGUGGCAUUCUACAGCCCGCCAACGAAGCCAUAUCAGACCGAACCGUCACCAUUGUUGUUGAAGGCAUGUAUUGCGAACACUGCCCCGAGGAUAUUAUAAGCGCUCUUAACAACGCAUUUGUAGAUGCGAUCGUGAUUGAGAAGCCCUUGAGUUUGCAGGAUCCAAAGAUUCGAAUCCGAUACACUCCAUCACCUCCGCAGCUUACUAUCCGCAAGAUCAUGAAUACCAUUUCAAACACCAAUGAAGCCUUUUCGGCCAAGAUAUGGCAUCCACCAACUAUUGAAGAACGGUCUCGAGCCAUGCAGCGCCACGAAAAAAGGCGUAUCCUCUUCCGGCUGCUCUUCACCUUUCUUGUUGCGAUACCCAGUCUGAUCAUUGGCGUCAUCUACAUGAGUCUGGUUUCGAAAAGUGAUCCUACCAAGAUGUGGUUUGAGGAGCCAGUCUGGGUUGGCAACGUCUCUCGCACCGAAUGGGCACUGUUCAUCAUGACUACUCCAGUCAUGUUCUUUGGCGCAGACUAUUUUCACACCCGUGCGAUCAAAGAACUCAGAGCACUGUGGCGACCAGGGAGCACAGUUCCAAUUUUGAGACGCUUCUACCGCUUUGGCAGCAUGAACUUACUGAUAUCUGCAGGAACCUCCGUGGCAUAUUUCUCUUCUGUUGCCGUUCUUAUCUUGGAUGCUCGUACUCAUCCACAGCAUGCGAUGCGAGGCCAGUCAAGUACAUAUUUUGACUCGGUCACUUUCUUGUCGUUCUUCAUUCUGAUUGGCAAAUAUCUCGAAGCUUACAGCAAAGCCAAGACAGGAGACGCUGUUGCUAUGCUGGGCAAACUUCAACCUGACGAAGCCAUUCUUCUUGAGCCAGCUUCGAAUGGAAAUUCAGAGCUUGAAACUGCUGGGUCGGAAGCAUCCCAACAUGUGCAAGUUGAUAUGCUUGAAGUGGGGGACAAUGUCCGAGUCGUCCAUGGUGCCUCUCCACCCACAGAUGGUAUCGUGAGUUCAGGCGGAACUUUCCUCUUUGACGAAUCCUCUCUCACUGGCGAAUCCAAGCCAGUACAGAAAGUGGCGGGUGACCAAGUUUUCACUGGCUCGGUCAACAUAUCUCAGCCAGUUGAUAUAACAGUUACAGGUACUGGAGGAACAUCAAUGCUGGACCAGAUUGUUGCCUUGGUGAGAGAAGGUCAGAGCAAAAGAGCUCCUAUCGAGCGAAUCGCCGAUACCAUCACAGGCUAUUUUGUGCCCGUCAUAACUCUCACCGCUAUCGUUACCUUCAUUGUCUGGUUAACGUUGGGUAUGUCAGGUGCACUGCCUGCAAGGUAUCUGACCAAUGCGCAAGGUGGUUGGCCAUUCUGGAGCUUGGAGUUCGCAAUUGCCGUCUUCGUCGUGGCAUGUCCUUGUGGUCUCGGCCUGGCAGCACCGACAGCAUUGUUUGUCGGUGGGGGGUUGGCAGCCAAGCAUGGGAUUCUGGUUCGAGGAGGCGGCGAAGCUUUUCAAGAAGCUAGCAAAUUGGACACGAUCGUCUUUGACAAGACUGGCACCUUGACCGAAGGGCAGAUGAAGGUGACUGAUUAUGAAAUGCUCAGUGGUGGGCAUGGGGAAGUUAAAGAUCAGGCACUGGUCUUCGCGCUCUCCAGGGCCCUGGAGGAUUCGAGCACGCAUCCGAUUGCCAAAGCGAUAGCGGGAUACUGCGCUGCGGAGGAUAUCAAGAACGUUGAUAUCAUGGGUUGCGAUAUCACGGAAAUCCCUGGCCAGGGCAUGCGGGGAAGAUUCACGGUCUGGGAGCCAAAUCACCAGGACAUGACGGUUUACAGCGCCGCAAUUGGCAACCAGAGACUACUCUCAUCGCUGCAAGAUGACAACGAAAGGGGAGACAAACCCAACAUGUACCUGGAAGCAGUUCUCAACAAGUUUCAGUCUCGAGGUCAAUCUACGGCAAUCUUCUAUCUUCGCCAGGCUCCCACCAACAGCAAAAGCUUCUCACCAAGCUUCCCAGCCAGCUUCCAACCCAUCGCCGUCUUCGCAAUCUCGGACCCCAUCCGUCCAUCCGCUCAGUCGGUCCUCUCCACCCUUCGCCAGCGUCACAAUCUCCAAGUCCACAUGUGCACAGGGGAUAACCCCAGAACCGCGCUCGCCAUCGCCUCCCAACUUGGGAUUCCAUCUGCCAACAUUCGCGCUGGUGUAAUGCCGAUCGACAAAGCAGCCUACAUCAAGGAACUACAGCAACAACCACCGGGAGCAAACAUGACCAAAAAUAAAGAGAAGAGACAAGGGAGAAAAAUCGUCGCCUUCCGCCUCCGACGUUUCUAUCGCCCUCUCGUCCGGCUCCGACAUUGCCAUCAGUACAUCCUCGUUCAUUCUCCUUAA
Messenger RNA from Endocarpon pusillum Z07020, 3390 nucleotides. RefSeq lists its product as uncharacterized. The transcript has a single exon. Gene Ontology annotation, biological process: monoatomic cation transport; copper ion homeostasis. Gene Ontology annotation, molecular function: P-type divalent copper transporter activity; ATP binding; ATP hydrolysis activity. Gene Ontology annotation, cellular component: membrane. Lineage: Eukaryota; Fungi; Ascomycota; Eurotiomycetes; Verrucariales; Verrucariaceae. Bases 1 to 3390 code for a protein of 1129 amino acids. The record is from RefSeq and is a predicted model, not a curated record.